UCCAAUGGAAACUGUAAUAGCCGGCAUAAUUGAAGCGUGCCCCAAAUACCUUCAACAUCGAAGAGUGUAUGUCACUGCUGGAGUGUGUCUGUUCAGCUUUGGAGUUUCCAUCCCCUAUGCAACUGAAGGUGGCGUGUACCUGUUCCAGCUAUUAGACUGGUAUGCAUCUUCGUUCAACACACUGCUUAUCGGUUGUCUGGAGUGUAUCGCCAUUAAUUGGAUCUAUGGUUCGGAGAGAUUUAGCAACGAUGUUGAGAUGAUGAUGGGAAGACGUUUCCCGUGGGUGCUGAAAGUCUCGUCUUCCUACAUCACCCCUGUCAUUCUCUUUGCGUCCCUGAUUCUUUCCCUGUUUCUCUACGACCCUCCAAGCUAUGGCGAGUACAUCUACCCUGAAUACGCAAAGGUGAUUGGAAUCUUAAUGGCAGUUGUGAUGUCAUUGCCAAUACCUGUCAUAUUGGUAUACCAGCUUUUCAAGAAGAAAGGAACUUUUCUUCAGCGUCUCCGCUUCGCAAGCUCUCCGUCCACUGACUGGGGCCCUUCGUUACCUGAAGACAGGGAACUAUAUCUUGAGGAGAUGCACAAGCAGCCAGAAAGUCUUAUCAUGCGAUUAUUAAAUUCCAAAGACAAACAAACUGCAUUGUGCAUAGGGAUGCAAAGACAAAGUUUUACUUAUGAUGCUAAAGAAUAUUUGUAGCUAUUACAAUAAAUGUUUACCAAGUAUGUUUUAAGGAUAUUCAGAAUCAGUUCCAAAA
This is a messenger RNA of Haliotis rubra (blacklip abalone), 752 nucleotides long. RefSeq names its product sodium- and chloride-dependent glycine transporter 1-like. Gene Ontology annotation, biological process: sodium ion transmembrane transport. Lineage: Eukaryota; Metazoa; Mollusca; Gastropoda; Lepetellida; Haliotidae. Gene Ontology annotation, cellular component: membrane. The transcript is spliced from 5 exons. The record is from RefSeq and is a predicted model, not a curated record. Bases 5 to 694 code for a protein of 229 amino acids.